CUUGAAUGAUGAUAAUUUAAUCUUCAUCGAUUAUCAGUUUUCAAGGCUAAUGGCGACUUAUUUAAAAACAAAAUAUAAAGUCAACUAGACUUUGUUUACAUCAUAAAAACGCUUAUCCAUUUCUUUCCUUUUGAUCAGACAUUAUAUAUUUACAGUUUAAUGUCAAGAGAAAUCAUAUACUUUGUGAAAUCUACUAGUAUAGCUGAAAUUUAAUGUUUUACUGUAUUGAAAUAUUGGCAGAAUUCGCAUCUUGUAACUUCAUGUUAUUUUCUAACAUAUUUGGGAUCAUCUAAAUAUGUAGUAGGUUAAACUUGUGUCUCCUUCCUUUUGUUGUUGGCUCUCAAUUGCUGAAGUAAACACUUGUUGAAGUUAAUUGUAAAUGCUUUUUGUUCUAUCAAUUAUUUUAUCACUUCUUGUUAAAAGAGAACUUAUUGCUUGAUUUUCUAAAAGAAAAUACCAUUUCUUUUUGGAUAUAAACAUAUGUGUUCCAUCAAUGAAUCAAAACAUAAACCCAUCUAAAUAUUCUCAGCAAGAAAAGUAUGAUAAUAUAUUAGACAAUGGGGACCAUAAUAUUACUGAACUGAAAGAUGUUGCAUUGUGUAAUAAAUCAAUUGAAGAUAAUAUGCAUGAAGGAAAUCUGGUAAUGUUUUCUAAGAAUAAAAAUGCAAGCACUUGUGAUAUUUUUAACAUGCAAAGCAUUUCUAAAACUCCAAAUUCACCUGAAUCCUCUCAGUUCAAUGGUUUACAUGUUAAGGAUUUACCUCUUACAAAAAGUUCCCUGGAAUUGCUUUCUAACAAAGAUGGCUUUUUGGAGGAAACUAAUUCAACUUUGGAUUUUUAUUAUCCUUCCAGAAUUACAAAGCGACCACCAUCUACAUCAUCAUCUGAAUUCAGUUAUACAGCGGGUGGUUUUGUUAACAAAUUUUUUGUUACUGAUGAAGAGCGGGUAGAAUAUAUUGCUGCCAAAAGGAAAAGAAGAUUUGAAAAAGAGUCUCAAAAGUUAAAGCCUAGCAAACAAAAAAAAGUCGAUUCUGAUACUUUUUGCCCUGAGACUUACUCUCCAAACUCUCUAGUGGACAAUAAGUGUGAAACUGAUAAGGCUUGGGCAUUUCAGGAUACUGACUAUAAAAAUAAUGACUUGCUCAAAGAAGAGGAAAAACACAGAACUGAAAGAACUUCAUUAUUUAUUAAUAGUGAAGAAUUAAUCACUUCAAAAAACUCAAAAGAAAAAUCUUAUACUAAAGAUAUUUCUGGAGCUUCAUCUGUCAUUUCAUCUAAUACUGCACCUGUUUCAGUUACUGAUUUACUUUGCAAUAUUGAUUUAUCUUCAUUACUAGUCCAUCCUACUCAUGAAAAAAAAUCUCCUCAAUCAUUAAGUUUCCCAGUUUCUACCGCUUCUGCCGAUUUAACUGCACCCACUGUUCAUGGAACAAAUUUAGAUGGUAAUCAUUUGAGUGUGAUGACCCCUAUUGCAGCUAUAGAAGUGGAAUUACCUAUUGUAACUAUUGAAGAAUCAGACAAAUUAAAUGUGAAUUCAAACACCAACUUUAAAAAUGAUAAAAACAAUGUGGCAACUGAUGUAGAAGUAAAUUUACUUACUCAUAGUGUUUGUUUAAGUUACCCUGUAUGUACUUCCUCAGUUGAUACAACUAACACGGCUACUAUUAACUUAAAUCCAGACUUUAAUUGUUCCAAUGUUAUGAAUUCAACAGCUGAAAAUUUUAGUUUUCCAGUUUCUUCUUCCGUACUUGAUACUAUCGUCCCCACUAAUGUGAAUUCUAGUGAAAAAUGUUCAAGUCAUUUGAAAUCUGCACCAUCUAAUGUGGAAUCUUAUGUUUCUGUAUCCUCAUCUUCUAACAACAGUAAUUUCAAAACAAAUUUAGAAGUUGCAAAUGUCUCUGAAGACAUGGUUUCAAAUGAAUCUUUAAGGAUAUCUGAUUCUGGGGAAAUAAAAUUUAUUUCCGAUGAUAAUCCUGGAGCAGUUAUUGCUAAUCAAUUUACUCUUGCUAAUUCUGAAAUUGAAUUUGUCUCAAAUUCUUUAUCUGAGGAAAUGGCAUCUAAAAAUAGUUUAAAUAAUCAGCUAUCUGUAAUACCAAGUGAGAUAGCUUCAGGUGAAAUUUUAAAAGCUAAUAAAGAAAUUAGUCUCAUUAUUAAUCAUUUAAAUGACUCUGCAGAUUUAUCAUCAAUUAACACUUCUUUCAUUAGUAAUAAACUGAGAUCUUUGGAUGAAUUUGAAACACAUAAUGAAAUAAAUGCUAACUCUAAAUCUUCAGUAACAAAUGUUAUAAGUACUUCCUGCUCAGCAGAAUUCUCCAACUCAGUAUCUUCAGCUCAUGUUGUUGAAACUAAUUAUGACUCUAGUUUUCAGUCUAUUGAUGUAUCUGAAUCAAAUUCGUUUAAUAAUGCUAUUUUAAAAGAAUCAGCUGAUGAUGAAUGCUCAAAAGCAUCACAUUAUCCUGUUACGGAAUCGAAACAUAGUUUUGAUUCUGAUUCAAAAUCUUCUGUUAUUUUUAAUGGUGGAAAAUCUCAUCACAUUGAAGAAAAUAAAGUGUGUUUGGACUCUGAUAUUAAAGCAGUUAGUCCUAAUGUAAAACAGCUAAAUUUUUCGAUUGUUUCUGAUAUUUUAAAUUCCAAUAAAGUAACUGCUUCAAACUCUAUGUCGCAAGUUGAGUUACCGAACCUGACUCUUGUAAAUGCUAAUUCAGAUAAAAAAUUGACUAUUUUUGAAAAUUUAACUUCACAUCAUACUAAUUUUAAUAACUUUGAGAUAAAUAAUAUUCAUUGUUCUUUUUCUGAUUCCAGUUCCAUAUUAGAGGAAACAAAUAUCAUUAAACCUAAUGAAACUGAAGCUGAGAAAAUUUUAUCUUUUUCAAAGGAAAUCAGGAAGUUAAAAUGUACUGAUGUUGCUUCAGUUCUAAGCGUCUCUGAAGUUUCUAAUGCUACUAUGUCCAAAGACAUUGUGAGUAAUAGCUUUUUAAGUGAUAACAAGAUUGACAGUCUUGCUAAUGACAGUAAUGUUAGUCAGAAUAUUCCUUUAUUUAGUGAAACUUCAAGUUUUAAAGCAGAAGAAGAAAUUUUAAGUGAUGAUGUUAAAUUCAUUGAUAAUGUAUCAAAUAAGAGUAUAUCUGUAAAUACCAAUCAUAAAUCUUUAAGUAUAUCUUCUCUUAGUCCUGAAAAUAGUCUUGCUGUUUCAAAACAGAUCAAAAUAACGAAAGUGACUGAUGAUUUACAGAAAGCAAAUUGUAGAGCUAACCUGAAACCGUCUGGGACUACGAAAAACAUCAAUACCAAAUCAUCAUGUGAAUAUUUUGAUAGAAAAUGCAGUCCUAGUACUUCCAUUAAUUUUCAUUCUUUUUUCAAUUCUGUUGAUAAGGAAUUGUCAGGUUCAUUAAAAAAAACUGAUUCAGAUACCUCCGCACUUAAUCACAAUAAUGACAAUCAUAACAGUGCAGUUGAUGAAAUACUUUCUGAUUUAGACAAUUCUCAAAAUGUUUUAUCUUGCUGUUCUAACUUAAGUGGUGUUGAAAAAGAUGGGCAGUUUCCUUCUGAAAGUAGUGACAUUAAAUUGAAAUCUCAAGAAAGUGACAGUUUUAACAAUUUAAGUUCUGUGUCAAAACCUCAAAAAUCUAGAAAGUCAUUUCCUCCAGUUGGUAAGGCAAAAGCAAAGAAGAGUUUUCCUUCAUCUUGUAUAUUUACAGCAGCUGAUUUAAUUUCUAACACCCGCAAUCUUCCUCUAAUCAAUAAGAAACGGAAAUCUACUUUUUCCAUUUUAUCGUCAGAUGAAAAUAGUUCACAGUCUUCAAGAAAAAGUAGUAAAAUACUGAAAAAAGAAGAGUCUGAGAGCUCUAAACAAACUGAAAAACAUGACAUGCCAGAUAUUAAUGUGGUACAUUUGAAUUCUAAUCAGACAAAUAGGAAUAACAAUGAGAAUUUAUCUAUGGAAGGUGAAAUUGAUAUGCCAGACUCUAAUAUGGUACAUAUACAUUCGAAUGAGAUGUCUAGUGUUAACAAAAGCAGUUUGUUUAUGGAAGGUAACAGUGACAUGCUGGACAUUAAUAUUGUACAUCCACUUUGUAAUCAGAUGGACGGGGAUAACAAAGACGAGUUGUCUAUGGAAUAUAAACUUGACAUGCCAGACAUUAAUAUGGUACUUUUACAUUCUAAUGAGACAAGCAGGGAAGACAAGGACGGGUUAUCUAAGGAAAGCACUGAAAAUGCACCUGCUGUAACUUCUGAACAAAAUCAAGAAGGCAACAUAGAUAUUGGGAAUAACCCAACUGAAGUAGUUAAUGAUAAAUUACAGAUGUUAUGUAAUUUAAUAUUUGCAGAGGACACAGAUUUUAAAAUAGGUGAAGAACCAAUAUCAGUCCUCGAAAAUGAAACAGCUGUUAAUCCAAUUGAUUGCAAUUUAGACUUAAAUAUGACUGAAAGUGUUUCUCAAGUAAAUGUUUCCGAAGUCCUCCUAAAAAAUGAAGCAUCUGAUAGGUCUUUAGUUAAUAAUGAAAUAAAAAACACAGAGUUCAGUAAAAUACCAUUGUUAGAGACUUUGAAUGCGUCUGAUAUUCAUUCACCCCAAGCUGUACCAAACAUCUUGAAUGAAUAUGUUACUACAUCAUUUGAUAUGGUUCAGAACCACAAAGUUAGUAAAGAUAUCCAGUUAGAUUUAGAGUUGAAUAAUUCAUGCCAAAGUGAGCAAGAAUUACAGAUUGAGGACAAUAUAAAUUGUGAUUUAAGCACAAAUGAGAAUAGUAAAAAUUCUUUUCAUGAAGAAGAAAAUAGUAUAACUAGUCAGGAGGAGACUGCAACAGCUGUAACUGAUUCAAAUUUAAUACUUCCCUCUGAAAUGGAAUCUACUCCAAAUCUCCAUGCGGCAAAAAAAACUUAUUUAAAACCAUUCACAGCUGCUAUGAAAUCUAUUAGUGGUCAGAAGCUACUGAACUCAUCAAGUACUGGGAAAACUGCACUAAAAACAUUUGCUAAUAAACAUUUAAAUCGAAGGCUCUAUGAUGCAAGCCCAAGUGAUAUUAUCAAAGAUGGCUCUGCAAUUUACAUCAUGAAAAAUGCAAGUGCAAAUGGGUCAUCGUGUGAGGAAAUAUCUGAUGAUGACACAAAAGUUCCUGGUGAAUGGUCUUCACAGGAAUUAAUUCAUUCAAAGUCAUUUUGUACAUGUAUUAAAGACGACGUACCUUGUCUGUUUGACGGAGAAUCCUUGCAGCAAACGUGUGAGGGAGAAGAUACAGUAGAUGGAAAUAUUGUUCCAUGUUCUCGCCAAAUUUAUACACACUCCUUGCUUUCACCUUCACAAAAGGUUAAAUUUCGUAUAUUCUGUGAUAUUCAUCUUUGGAGACUUAAACACCACCACUGUUGCCCAUGUUGUGGAAUUUUCUGCACUCAGGGUAAAUUUCUGAUGUGCCAGUGUGAAAAUGUAGAAAAGCAUAAUGAAGAGAUUCAUUUAUUCCACACUGAUUGUUAUCUUGUACCUCGUGCUGGAUUGCCACCUGGAUGUCCACAUUGUUGUAGAUUUACAAAUUUUGAUGAAGUACAAUUAGCAUUGAAAACGUUACCCGAAGAAAUUAGUAAAAUAGAUUCUACUGUUCGAAACUUGACUGGCCAUUUGAAGGAUUACUGUAUCUCUAUGAAAAUUGUGAAUGUAGAAAAUGAAAAACCAUUAGAAACCUUGAAAUAUAAUAUUCCAGAAAAGGAGGAGCUUAAAUCAAUGCUGAUGGCCAUUAGUGAUAAGUGCCUACACUUAAGACCUACUGGAAAAUGUCUCUACAAUCCUAUAAAAGUAGGAGAUGUGAAAAAAGUUUUACAACUAUUAGUGAAUGGGGUCAAUCCGAACCAUAAAUUUAAAACGCACAAGAAUAAUACUCCUCUUCAUAUAGCUGCAUAUUUUGGCUUUAUUGGUAUUGUUCAUGUUUUACUUCAGUAUGGUGGUGUGAUAAAUGCUGUAAAUGAUGAUUUAGAAACUCCACUUAUUUUGGCUGUUGAAAGAAAGCAUAUAGCUGUAGUUCGCUACAUGAUAUGGGCUGGUGCUGAUAUAAAUGCAAAGACUGAAAAUGGUUUGACUGCUUUUCAUGCGUCCUGUAAAAGUGGUUGCAAAGAUAUCGCUCAGCUUUUGUAUGAUGUGGGAAACUUUGAUAUUAAUAUUCAGGAUGACGGGGGCUGGACACCACUUGUAUGGGCUUGUGAAUACAAAUACUUGAAUACAGUCUUAUGGCUGUUGGAACUUGGUGCUGAUCCAAAUAUUCGAGAUAGUGAAUUGAAUAUUGCAUCUCACUGGGCUGCUUGUUCUGGAGAAAGUGAAAUACUUAAUGUUUUACUUGAUAAUGGCUGUAGCUUAAGUUUUGUCAACAGAAGAGGUGACACAGCUCUUCACAUUGCAGCACGAAAGGGUCACUAUUCAUGUGUCAGGCUCUUACUGGAAAGAGGAGCUCCUACAGAUAGAAAAAAUGAAGAUGGAGAAACACCAUCAAUGUGUUGUGAUGUUGGAACUAAAAGCUAUAGAAUUAUUAAAAAGUAUCAAUCUCUUGUAUCUAAGAAAAAACGAGCUCCUUUAGAACAUGUAGUCUUCAGAGAUAUCUCUCUAGGCUUAGAAAAGUAUGCAAUCCAAGUUGUAAAUGAAAUUGACAGUGAAGAGUUUGUGCUGAACUUCCGCUAUGUAGUUAAAAACUGCCAGUCAUCAGAUAUAAGUAUUGUCACGACUAUUGAUAGCAUGAAAUGGUGUCCUUGUAAAAGCAACUGUGGUACAGGUGAUUGUGCAUGUGCUCCUAAGUGCUGGUAUGACUCUAAUGGUUGUCUUGUAUCAGAUUUUAAUAUAGCUGAUCCUCCUACAAUAUUUGAAUGUCAUAAGUUAUGCCAUUGCCCAAUUUCAUGUCUCAAUAGGGUUGCUCAAAAAGGAUUGAGAACACCUCUUCAAGUUUUUCGUACUUUAAAUCAAGGUUGGGGUGUCCGUUCUUUGAAGAAUUUAAGUAAAGGAGCAUUUGUUUGUGAAUAUGUUGGUGAGUUAAUUAGAGGGGAUGAAGUUUAUGAUCGUGAAGAUACUUAUAUUUUUGAUUUAAACAGUAAGAAUGGCGACUACUGCCUUGAUGGUCGAUUUUAUGGAAAUGUUGCCAGAUUUUUUAAUCACAGCUGUGAGCCUAAUUUAGUAGCUCUGCCUGUCUACAUGCAACACCAAGAUCAAAACUUCCCUCAUAUUGGACUAUAUGCUUUGCGGGAUAUCCCUGCUUUUGAAGAACUAUGUUUUGACUAUGGACCAGAAUUCUGGAUAACUAAAUGUCAAACUAUAUUAUGUACUUGUGGAUUUUCCAGUUGUAAAUAUUCCAAAGAUGCCAUUGAUGAUACCCUUGAAACUAUAUAUUGUGCAAAUAAAAUUCUGGAUUCAUAUGAAACUGAGGUUGUAGAAGAAACUGAUGCAGUGACUCAAUCAUUUUUUAAGCCUAUUGAAACUGAUGACGAAUUAAAGUCAAGACAGUUUUAUACAAAUAAUUGCCCAGGGUCAUUAUCAGAAAAUAGAGAAAUAAAUGCUGUUGAACUAAAUGUUAUGUCUACAGAAAAUGAAUAAUUGCCAGAUUAGCCCAUGUUAAAUAUUGUGAAAAUGAUAUUUUCUAUCAAUAGCCCAUGUUAAAUGUUUGUGAAAGUGAUAUUUACGUAAAAACAUCCUUUAGUUAUUUAUCAUAGAAUUUGUCACUCUUCAUUGUUCUGCCAGUACAAAUAAUCAAAAUUAUUUUUCUUAUUCAAGAACAUUUUUCAUGGUCAUCAUAUUUGGUUUGUCAUGCUGAAACUUUUCUGAACAUGGUUCGACAGCCUCCUGCAGGUUGAGGUUUUCUGUUGAAGAUUCCUUUAGGGCAAUUUAUUUUUUGACAUAAGUUGCCAAUUCUUUAACUUAACCACUCUAAAGUCUAAUUAACAUUGUUCUUUUGAGUUCCAUUGUUGUUUUGAACUUUCUCUUUACUGCCUAGUAGGCUCUGAAACAAAAUUUGUUACUGUUUUUUUCCAUCUAUUUUAGCAAUAUGAGCAUCACUGUUCAUUCUUUUAAUUUAACUAUUCAUUUUUUUCUUUUAAUUCUUUUCAAAACUGUUAUUUUGUGUUCUCCAUUAUUAAAUGAGGCCAGGUUUUUGGACCAUACACUAGGAACAGCCUCAUGUAAGUUUUAUCGAUAAACGAACAAUAUUUUUUUCUGAAAAUAAAACUAGAUCGCAAUUAAGUGGGGAAUCCAUAGAGUAUUGUUUUUAAAUUUUCAUUUAUAUUUUAGUUUUAUUUAGGAAUUUGUAUGCUGAAGUAUGUCAUUUAAUAUUGCAGGAAUAGUAAUAAAAUUGAUAACUAUACAACAAUUAUUUUGAAAUAACUGAUAUAAUAUUUUUAAUCAACGUUUUUUUUAUUUUAAGAUAGGUCUAGCUCUUGCACCCAUUUCUAAGCUCCACAUAUGGUUAGUUGUAGAGUUAUCUGUUAUUGCAUUUCAAAAAUAUAACUAAGUAACUUAGUCAUUAAAAAGCAUGCAUUACUUGAAUUCAAAUAAUGUUGUUUUAUAUCUCUUCAAUAUUAUGCUGAAAAUAAUGCCUGCUUUGAUGGAGUUUUCAUUAAAAAUGUUUAUAAGUGUAAUUACAUUGGAGUAUUUAUUAUUUAUAAAAUUUUAUGCUGUAUAGUUAUAAUCACUAAAAUUAUUCUUAUUUACUUUUAGGAUAUCAUGAUAAAAAUUCUGUUUAAAUAAUUAUAAGAAAACUAAUUUUACAAGAUAUCUUAAUGAAUUAUUAAAAAUGGUUCUCCUUGAGGAUGCAGGGAUUAGUACUCAAGCGGCAAAAUUAUAUGAUACAAUAAUUUUGCCUCCUGAGUUUUUAUCCAUGCUUUUUGUCACAUUUUAAACUAAUUUUUUUUUUUUUUUUUUUUUUUUUUUUUUUUUUUUGCUGUGUUAAGAAACUGAUUUUAUCCCAUUUCAUUUAAUAGAAUGACAAUAUCAUAGCUCCCAACUUUUAUGGUUUUUCAGAGCAAUUUUUCUUAGUAGUAGUAUUGUAUGAUUUAAGGUUAGGAUGGCAAGGAUGGUUUUCAAACUUCAUAUAAUUUCUUCCUUUAACUUUUGUUUUACACUUUUCAAAAUUAUGUAUUGUCAUUUAUAAUUAUUGUAAAAUGUUGUCAGUUAAUCAGCACUAUUAAGAGAUCUCUUUAUAUAUAUUUGUUGCAGAAAAUAAAAUUCCUUUUAACCUUACCAUCUUACAUUUUAUUUUGCUACAUUUAAAUCACCCAUGUGCUAUAGGCACUUCUCUGUCAACAAUGUUUUGGAUUUAGGCCCUAUAUAACUGGUACUUAAAAAAGAAAAAUUUCUGAUAUUAUCGCUAUAAUUGUUUCUUGUAAUUGUAAUUUUUUUUGUAAAUAAUGUAUUAAUUUGUAUAGAAUACAUAUUUUGUUGAUAUUUUUUUCUUUUAAAAAAACUUUAUUGUGUUUAUUUUAUGAGAAAAGUUGUGUGCUCUUAUUACAAUUUGUAUUAGCGAUUGUGAUAUCAGAAUCUUCAUUGUGCAGAAGCCUAUAUUUUAGUUGCGCAUCCCUUAGAUAUAGUCUAUUUUUUUACAGGUUUCAAAUUUAUUAUACUGAUAAUUCACUUAUGUUAUUUUACUUCAGUUAUAUUAUUUUUAAUAAUGCACAUUUUAACCCAGCUAAAAAUCAACUGCAGAAAAUUUAUAAAAAUAUUUCAGUUUGAAGACUGUGGUGAUUUAACCAAUUCCGCUACAGAAUUUUUGAGGUUGAAAUACUGCAAAAUUUCUGCAAUUUGUAAACUAGUAAUUUUGUAGUAGUAUCAACCUCAAAAAUUUUACAGUAAAUAUGUUGAGCUAUUAGAUGGUGCCAUCUGUUGUUAGCAAUAGGAAAUACUAAACUUUCUUUUUUAAAGAAAAAAAGCUUUUUUUUUGUACUUAUUCAAAUAAUUAGGAGCAUAAAUUUAGGAGUGUGAGGCACUAUUUAUAUGUUGAAAGAAUAUAAGAAAUAUUAAGAUGUCUUUACUAGGUUUCCCAUUCUCUCAGUCGUGAAGUUGACUGAUUAGCCCUCUCAUCUACAACUCGGUUACAACCACUCUACUACGAACUAAAUGGUUUCAUGAGGUAGGCCCAGUUUGCGCAGAUAAAAUGGUUCUUUGUUUAAUCAUACUAGAUUAAAACAGUUAAUAAAAGAUUUAUCUCUGAAAUAAUAGUUUGAGUACCAUCUUUUUUAUGGUUAUUUAAUUGUU
This is a messenger RNA of Parasteatoda tepidariorum (common house spider), 10213 nucleotides long. RefSeq lists its product as uncharacterized. The record is from RefSeq and is a predicted model, not a curated record. Gene Ontology annotation, molecular function: p53 binding; histone H3K9 methyltransferase activity; zinc ion binding. Lineage: Eukaryota; Metazoa; Arthropoda; Arachnida; Araneae; Theridiidae. Gene Ontology annotation, biological process: peptidyl-lysine dimethylation; negative regulation of transcription by RNA polymerase II. Gene Ontology annotation, cellular component: nucleus; chromatin.